Molecule: messenger RNA, 951 nt
Organism: Dentiscutata erythropus
Lineage: Eukaryota; Fungi; Glomeromycota; Glomeromycetes; Diversisporales; Gigasporaceae
Source: the annotation of a GenBank genome assembly
AUGGAGGAAGAGGAAGAUGUUAGUAUUAAAAAGGUGGAUGAAAGUGUGAUGAUUAGCAAAAGUGUUAGUAAGGAUGAAAGCAAAGUAUCCAAUGAGGAUCCAAAACCCACUACAUCAUAUUAUGGUACAAGUUUACUUGAUAUAUUUUAUAGUAAUAACGGGAUGGAUGAUCAAAGAUUGGAUGAUUUGAAAGCUGAAGUUGAACGAUUGUCGACGGAUAUGAGUAACGGCGAUAAUGAAGCUAUAGAUGUCUGGUGUGGUAAUGGGACAUAUGAUGUUGGUUAUUGUGAUCGGGAAGAAAUAACUAGCGAUGAAACGGAAGUAGAUAAAGAGGUUAAUUUAAUCGAUUAUGAUGAAAAGGAUAAAUAUAAGAAAUUUAUCUGUUGUAAAGUCAACAAUCUGAUAGAUUUUGAUGAAUCCGAUCAGAUGAACGAAAGGGAACCUGAAAGCAUAUUAGAUGAGUUUGUUAAAAACGAUUUGAUUGACUUUAGGUAUGUUGAAGAGGAAGUAAUUAAGAAUGAUGAAGUGAAGGAUGAAAUAAUUAGGGAAUCAAAUAGUGAUAUGAUUGGAUGGUCUCGACGAAUUGGUGAUGAGGAUAAUGCUAAAAAGGUAGUUCAUAUUGGACAUUGUGACCAGGAUGAAGUUGAAGUCGAAAAUAAUAAUAAUAGGGAUAAAGCUUCUGAUGGUAGAGCUAAAAUCGUUAAAAGUGAAAUAGAAAACAUCAAAAGAACACGUUAUGAAUUCCAUGAUGAAUCGAGUGAAGAUGUGGUUUUAGGAUUGAAGGAGAUGGUAAAAGACUUGUUAAAAGUGUUGAGAGAUGAUGACUCUGAGAAAUUCGAGUGUGGUGUAGAUUUGUCCAAAUGGCAUUGGCAUACGGACUUUAGGGAUCUUGAUGAUAGAAUUGUUGGAUGGUGCCGAGAGCCUGCUGCAAAUAACAAUUCGAAUAUAUGA